Grammomys surdaster is the source of this 729-nucleotide messenger RNA. It is a transcript of the gene Lypd8, whose product is annotated as LY6/PLAUR domain containing 8. Bases 1 to 729 code for a protein of 242 amino acids. Gene Ontology annotation, biological process: defense response to Gram-negative bacterium. Lineage: Eukaryota; Metazoa; Chordata; Mammalia; Rodentia; Muridae. The transcript is spliced from 5 exons. The record is from RefSeq and is a predicted model, not a curated record.
AUGAGAGGCGUUUUUAUUGCUGGUGUCAUUGCGGCGUUCUCCAUCACAGUUAUAGACUCCCUGAAUUGUAGACAGUGUCACGUGUACAAUAGCACCUGUGAUGACAGUGUCAGCGAAUGCCCUGAAGGCUCCUUCAGUUGUGUGGAAUCCUCAGUCAACUCCACUCUAGGAGGGUUCCUCCAUUUGUACCAGAACAAAUUCUGCUCCGAAUCGAAUUGCAUCGAGAACAACAAUGUGGUGGCCUUCACUGUGCAUAUAUUUGAUGACCAAAGAUUCCAUUUUGCAAGCCAGUGCUGCCAAGGAGAGGCAUGCAAUGACACCCAAUAUGAAUCUGGAACACAGGAAGCCACUAACACGCAGUGCAUGUCUUGCUAUGGCCACAAGGAAACAGACUGCCAGGAGAAACCCCAGCAGUGUUACAAAGGAGAAAAAUGUGUCCAUAUCAUUGCGGAGCUUACAAAUGGUACCAACAGAGUGGAGCUGAAGGGAUGUUCUGAUAUCAGCAACUCUACUUGUGAAUUCCUGUCUGCUGAGAACACAACAGUUGGAGAGUUUGUUUUCAAGUCAGUUGUAUGCACAGAGUCCACUGAGUCCAACUCAACCACCGUUACCCCAUUGGGCAUCACAACUUCCCUCACCUCCACUACCCCAAAAACCAGCAUGGGCAUCAGAGCUUCCUUCACCUCCUCUAUCUUCGGCAUCCUCCUUCUUCUGAAGCUGCUGUUCUGA